This is a messenger RNA of Olea europaea var. sylvestris, 4069 nucleotides long. Its product is annotated as protein ARABIDILLO 1-like. The transcript has 11 exons. NCBI's taxonomy places the organism in Eukaryota, Viridiplantae, Streptophyta, Magnoliopsida, Lamiales, Oleaceae. The record is from RefSeq and is a predicted model, not a curated record. Gene Ontology annotation, molecular function: protein binding. The coding region runs from base 1042 to 3729 and encodes 895 amino acids.
CAAAAUCUAACUAGUUAGUGCAAUACCUAACAAAUGCAAAUCUUCCAAAAAUAUGAAAAUAGUUGAUUAUAUUCUCCGACUCAUGAGCUGUAUAUUCUUAAUUCUUAGUAAUGCACAAAUGCCAGAGCUUUUAAUAUAGUAACCUCCCAUUUUCCCCGUAGCCCUCUUAAGAAAUCCACCAAAAUUUAUCCUUUUUUCUGUAGAAAGGUUAGAUUUUCUCACAUUUGGAAUUUGGAACACGCCAUCAAGGGUCUUAUAAUUGCGUGUGAUCGACCACGUGCUGAGAGAGCCGAGUGGACAAGUGGUCUGGGGGGCUCUUUCUCCACCGCCUUGAUACUUGACUGAAUUCUCUGCGACCCUUCAACACCUUUGUCUUCUCCAAGCACACACAGAGAUAUAUGUCCAUCUAAAUUUUAUUGUGUAUUCUUGUUUUUAUUGAAAAUUUUCUUAUAGGGUAGCAGAUUUAUGCGCAGUAGUAAGGGUUUAAAAAAAGGACCACGAGGCUGAAGCACCCAGGUUUGUGGAAAAAGCACCUUGACUUUUCUUUGUUGUCUAUCAUAAACUUCUUGUCGUGCAUUUAUGAUUGGGGAUUGCUCUAUAUUUGACUUGAUUCAGUGUGUCGGAAGGGCAUUCCAUUUUUGAAGAUUUAAUGGGAUUUUGUGCGACUGAGACGUUUUUUUAAUUCUAUGUACGCAAAUGUUCAUCAAUGAUUUUGAAAAGAGUUGCUUUUUGAGGUGUAAAAAGUUCUUGCCGCUGGAUUUUGUGCUGAGGAUCACUAAUUGUUGAAUUUUGGUGGUUUCAGGUCAAAGGACGUUCAUAUAUGAAUUUAUUGUGUAGCAUUUAAGUGGAUUCUAUCGUGGGAUUGGUGUUUUUGGUUUUGAUAUUUCAGGAAAUUAAUAUAGAAGGCAGUUCUUUCCUGAGAUAAUUUUUCAGCUUUUUACUUCGUUUGGCUUUAUCUUUGAGUUAAUAGUGUUGCCAUUUUAUCUCACUUCUGGCUUUAAACCCUCGUGGAUUAGUUUUGUGUUAUAAACUGGUUGAAGUAUGAGUCGGAGGGUGCGGCGGAGGGUGGAAAGGAGGGGCACUGCAGAAGUGGAAGGCCAGGAGAUCGAGAGGUUGAGUUCUGACAUGAAAGGUGUGGUUGAUUGGAAAAGAUUGCCUGAUGAUACAGUAAUUCAGCUUUUUUCAUGUCUGAACUAUCGUGAUCGUGCGAGCCUGUCGUCAACCUGCCGGACAUGGAGAUUUCUGGGUAAAUCUCCAUGCUUGUGGCAGGAAUUGGAUUUAAGGCCCCAUAAGUGUGAUGCUGCUGCAGCUGCUUCACUUGCCUCUCGAUGCGAGAAUCUUCAAAAACUUCAGUUCCGGGGUCCUGAAUCUGCUGGUGCUAUCAUAAAUCUUCAAGCUCGGGGUUUGCGUCAGAUUAGUGUAGAUGGUUGCCGGAAAAUUACGGAUGCUUCGUUAUCUGUGCUUGCUGCUCGACAUGAGGCACUAGAGUGCCUUCAGCUUGGGCCAGAUUUAUGCGAAAGGAUCAGCAGUGAUGCGCUAAAAGCAAUUGCCAUUUGCUGUCUUCGUCUGCAGAAACUUAGGCUCACGGGUAUACAUGAAAUUGAUGCAGAUGCUAUCAAUGCUUUGGCAAAAUAUUGUCCAAACUUGAUGGAUAUUGGAUUCAUUGACUGUCGAAAAGUUGAUGAGACCGCUAUGGGAAAUGUUACAUCAGUUUGCUUCCUAUCUGUUGCAGGUACACGUAAUAUAAAGUGGGGUUUGAUAUUACAGCACUGGAAAAAGCUGCCUCACUUGACAGGCUUAGAUGUUUCUAGAACAGAUAUUACCCCUCAUGCCGCUUUAACACUGGUAAAAACAUGGAAGAGUUUGAAGGUCCUGUGUGCCUUAAAUUGCCGAGCACUCGAGGAAGAUGCUUCCUUUGUCUAUAAUAACAAUCAUAAAGGUAAAUUUCUGUUUGCUGUCUCUACAGACAAUUUUAAAGUUGCAGCUUCGCUAUUUGCCGAUACUACAAAGAAUGAAAGGAAUGUUUUCUUGGAUUGGAGAAAUAUGAAUGUUAAGGAUAGAAAGUUAGAUGAGGUAAUGAAGUGGCUGGAAUGGACCCUCUGCUAUGCACUUCUACGUAUUUCAGAGAGCAACCCACCAGGUUUGGAUAAUUUUUGGCUCCACCAAGGCACUUCUCUGUUACUUAGUUUCAUGCAGAGUGCAGAGGAGGAAGUUCAAGAAAGAGCGGCUACAGCUCUUGCUACUUUUGUUGUAAUUGAUGAUGAAAAUGCCAGUAUUGACCCUGGAAGGGCCGAAGCAGUUAUUCGAGUUGGGGGCAUACGUCUUCUUCUAAACCUUGCGAGGUCAUGGCGGGAAGGGCCUCAGUCAGAAGCUGCAAAGGCUAUAGCAAACUUAUCAGUGAAUGCCAAUGUUGCAAAAGCUGUGGCAGAGGAAGGAGGGAUCAAUGUUUUGGUAAAUAUGGCUAGAUCUAUGAACAGGCUGGUUGCUGAAGAGGCUGCUGGAGGACUCUGGAACGUCUCUGUUGGUGAAGAACACAAGGGUGCCAUUGCUGAGUCUGGUGGUGUAAAAGCUUUAGUUGAUCUUAUCUGUAAGUGGUCUGGCACUGCUGGUGGUGAAGGAGUUUUGGAACGUGCUGCAGGUGCAUUGGCAAACUUGGCAGCGGAUGAUAAAUGCAGCUUGGAAGUUGCUUUAGCGGGUGGAAUACCUGCUUUAGUAACUUUGGCCAGGAGUUGCAAAGUUGAAGGGGUGCAAGAGCAGUCGGCUCGUGCUUUGGCAAAUUUGGCGGCUCACGGAGAUAGCAACAGUAACAAUGCUGCUGUUGGAGAAGAGACGGGAGCUCUUGAGGCACUUGUGCAACUUACACGCUCUUCUCAUGAUGGUGUCAAGCAAGAGGCUGCUGGCGCAUUAUGGAAUUUAUCCUUUGAUGACAGCAAUCGAGAAGCAAUUGCAGCUGCUGGUGGCAUUGAGUCAUUGAUGCAUGCACUGGAUAUUGGAGUUUUUAAGUUUGCCAAUUGUGCUUGUUGGUGCCAUGCAUUAAUAUGUGUGAACUCAUGGUGGUUGGUUGGACCACAAACUAAGCUACAUCUCUGUUUGGAAAUUCAAAAUUCGGAACAGUCAAGCUCUGAACCAAUUUUAUAUUGGAUUAUUUUGCUUUUGAACUUUUUUUUUAUCUAUUCUUUGAUGCUUUUCUUUCUUUCUCUGUUCUUUGGGAGUGGACGGGUUUUGGCAACAAUGAUGAAGAUUUGCAUUUUCUGCAGACUGGAUCAAGUUGCCACAGAAAGCAUUUCAAAGAGUGUAAGCUUGGAUGGGGCUAGAAGAAUGGCCUUAAAGCACGUAGAAACUUUUAUCCUGUCCUUUUCCAAUCCUCAAGCAUUCUCUGCUGCUUCUGCAUCAUUGGCCACUGCAGCAUUGACACAAGUAUUGAAUUCUGUUCGCAUUCAAGACGCCGGUCACCUGAGAUGCAGUGGAGCUGAGAUUGGAAGGUUUGUUUCCAUGCUGCGAAAUCCUUAUUCGAUUCUGAAAGCGUGCGCUGCAUUUGCUCUUCUUCAGUUCACCGUACCAGGUGGUCGGCAUGCAAAGCAUCAUGUUAGACUUCUUCGAAAUACUGGAGCACCACGGGUGCUUCGAGCUGCAGCAGCCGCAACAGGUGCCCCACUCGAAGCAAAAAUCUUUGCAAGAAUUGUAUUGCGGAAUCUCGAACACCAAAUAGAAUCUCAAGCCAUAAGCUGAUGCCAAUGCCAUUUGCUUUUAGGUCAGCUUUUUCUUGUCAUUCGUACCAUCGUCGAAUAACCUGUAGUUCGGUGCAAACUUAACUAAGGUGGGGGUUAAAAAUUUUCUGGGAUAUCCAAUGACUUCUUUCUAUUCCUUGUUAUCUUUUAAUUUGUCAUGGAUUGCCCUUGUGCUGUCAGCAACCUCGUACCAGGACAUGGUAAUAUCUCUGGGAAAUAGAACAUGGCGUUGAAAACGUGUUCUGUUUACUAGUUUGGAUUUUGAACGAAAUUGUAUGUAAUUUUCCUAUGUUGCACAUUUUUUUCCCAUUUUAUCUAUAGGUUUUAACUUGGGACUUUAA